Molecule: messenger RNA, 619 nt
Organism: Nannospalax galili (Upper Galilee mountains blind mole rat)
Lineage: Eukaryota; Metazoa; Chordata; Mammalia; Rodentia; Spalacidae
Gene: Snrpd1
Product: small nuclear ribonucleoprotein D1 polypeptide
Exons: 4
Coding region: 138-497 (119 amino acids)
Biological process (GO): spliceosomal snRNP assembly; RNA processing
Cellular component (GO): U4 snRNP; U12-type spliceosomal complex; spliceosomal tri-snRNP complex
Molecular function (GO): RNA binding
Source: RefSeq, a predicted model, not a curated record
GCCGCGCGCCCAGGCGUUUCCGCCUCGCGUCCGCAGGCCUUCGCGCGCUCUUCCGGCCAUUCAUACUACUAGUCCGCGGGUCCUGGGCGGUGGGCUUGUGUGAACGGUCGCUCCAGGAGGGAGACGGCACCGCUAGAAUGAAGCUCGUAAGAUUUUUGAUGAAAUUGAGCCAUGAAACUGUAACCAUUGAACUGAAGAAUGGAACACAAGUCCAUGGAACGAUCACAGGUGUAGAUGUCAGCAUGAAUACACAUCUUAAAGCUGUGAAAAUGACCCUGAAGAACAGAGAGCCUGUACAGUUGGAAACAUUAAGUAUUCGAGGAAAUAACAUUCGCUAUUUUAUUCUACCAGACAGUUUACCUCUGGAUACGCUCCUUGUGGAUGUUGAACCUAAAGUGAAAUCUAAGAAAAGGGAAGCUGUUGCAGGAAGAGGUCGAGGCCGAGGUAGAGGAAGAGGACGUGGCCGUGGCAGAGGAAGAGGGGGUCCUAGACGAUAAUGUCUCAAGAUUACUGUUUCAAAAUGACAUGGAAUGGGAAUAUUUUUUUGUACAGGUUUUGUUUGUUUGUCAGUUUUUAAUAAACAUAAGUGUGGGGACAGAGUUGUCUACUGACUAUCAAA